Messenger RNA from Zingiber officinale, 2168 nucleotides. RefSeq names its product L-type lectin-domain containing receptor kinase IX.1-like. Bases 57 to 2030 code for a protein of 657 amino acids. The transcript has a single exon. Gene Ontology annotation, molecular function: protein kinase activity; carbohydrate binding; ATP binding. NCBI's taxonomy places the organism in Eukaryota, Viridiplantae, Streptophyta, Magnoliopsida, Zingiberales, Zingiberaceae. Gene Ontology annotation, biological process: protein phosphorylation. The record is from RefSeq and is a predicted model, not a curated record. Gene Ontology annotation, cellular component: plasma membrane.
AUGCCUUCUUCUCCAGCGGUAACACAAUCUCUCUUCUCAAAUUUCCAUCCCUAAUCAUGUCUUUCUUCUCCCUUCUCACUUGCCUAGCUUUCCUUUCCUUCUUCCUCGCCGGAAUUCCUUUUGCUUCUUGCAUUAACUUCACUGUCUACGACUUCGGAUCUGAGUCGGCCAUCAAGAUCUCCGGCAAUAUCAACGUGUCCGGCGGCCCGCUCCAGCUCACUGGCGGCCAACCCAACGCCGCCACCGCCUACUACGCCCACGCUAUCCCGAUGUGGAGCGCCGCCACCAACGAGAACGCCAGCUUCUCCACCUACUUCGAGUUCUCUGUCUCCUUCCCCGGCGGCGGCGGUGGCAGCGCAGUAAACUCCUCCACCACCGGUGGUUUCUCCUUCUUCCUGGCACCGUACGAUUCGUUCGAUCACAGGACUUCCAGAGUCAACUCGACGAGCUCCGACCGCCUGGCCGUGGAGUUCAAUUCCUAUCGGGUGAACUCGACCUCCAACGGCGCAGCCGCUGCGAACAACGACACGCUCGCUGCCCGAAUCUCCUACAACGCAACCUCCAAGUCUCUCCUCGUCCAAUUCGAGGACCUGAUCAAGGCGAGUCCCAACUCCAUGUCGUUGAAUCUUAAUCGCUCGGUGGAUGUGAGGGAAGUCUUGCCGGAAAAAGUGCUGGUGGGCUUCUUCGUCACCAAUGGAUCGGGGGCGGCUCUCCAGAGGAUCACAAGAUGGAAUUUCACCUCCGAUCUCGAGCCGAAAAGGAACAAAUCCACGCUCGAGUUAUGGACGGUGGCUCCCGUCGUCGCUCUGAUCCUUGCUCUGAUACUGGCGGCGCUGACUUACUACAUCUGUAGAGGAAGAGGGUCGUUGAGGACGAAGAUCCUGUAUUUUGCUAUACUAAGUCUGGAAAAAGGCGUGACCUUUGCGCGUCGACCGUUGUUAUUGCGUCGAUUGAUGACUAACAAAGUAGAGAAUGCAAGCUUGAACUUGACCGAAUCUAUGGACGACGAGUUCAGCACGGGGACGACUGGGCCGCGGCGGUUCUCGUACCUGGAGCUCGCGUUGGCGACGAACAACUUUUCGGAGAAGAGGAAGCUAGGCGAGGGAGGGUUCGGCGGCGUCUACAAGGGGUUUUUGUGUCGGUCCGGUAGAGAAGUGGCGGUGAAGAAGAUAUCGAGCCAGUCGAAACAGGGGAGGAAGGAGUACGAGUCGGAGGUGAAGAUCAUCAGCCGGCUUCGCCACCGGAAUCUGGUGCAGCUCCUGGGGUGGUGCCACGAGCGCGGCGAGUUCCUUCUGGUGUACGAGUUCCUCCCCAACGGCAGCCUCGACGCGCAUCUGUUUGGGCGGAAGACGCCGCUGCCGUGGAGUAUACGUUACAAGGUGGCGGCGGGGCUGGCGAAGGCGCUGCUGUACCUGCACGAGGAGUGGGAGCAGUGCGUGGUGCACCGGGACAUCAAACCCAGUAACGUGAUCCUCGACUCCGGGUUCAACGCCAAGCUGGGCGACUUCGGGCUGGCGCGGCUGGUGGACCACCAGGUGGGCCAGCACGCCACCGGGGUCGCCGGCACGCUGGGCUACCUGGCGCCGGAGUGCUUCCACACGGGGAAGGCCAGCAAGGAGUCGGACGCGUACAGCUUCGGGAUGGUGGCUCUGGAGAUCGCGACGGGGCGUCCGGCGGUGGAGCACGGGAACGUGGCGGUGGCGGUGCCGGUGCGGCUGGUGGAGUGGGUGUGGGAGAUGUACGGAAAGAGGCGGCUGAUGGAGGCGGCGGACCAGAGGAUGGGGUCGGACUUCAAGGCGGAGGAGAUGGAGAGGCUGAUGCUGGUGGGGCUGUGGUGCGCGCACCCGGACCAGAGGCAGAGGCCUUCCAUGAGGGAGGUCAUCCAAGCUUUGAGGUUCGAAGGCGCAGUGAUACCGAACUUGCCGAAGAAGAUGCCGGUGCCGGUUUUUCCUUCUCUCCUACCGCCGACCCUUAGUUCCCCCAGUACGCCGCCGACGAUCACAUUCGGAAGCUUCACCACCGGAAGGUAGCUAUCAACUUUAACUAACCACUGUUUUAUUUGGUGUUAUGUAAAGACUUCCCAUUCCAAUUCCAGUUCCAGUUCCAGUUCGACAUUGUUGAAUUUUGUGGAAUUUAUAAGAAAACUAUGGUUUCCAAUCCUCUGUAUG